AUGGCCCCUCAAUUAAACGAAGAUUGUCUUUCUCAUAUAUUCAACUAUCUCUCCCAAUCUGCUGACGAUAUCGCUAUAUUAUUUCCUUGUGCUCUAGUCAAUAGAACUUGGUGCAAGGCCUCUAUGCCUUUAUUAUGGAGUAAUCCUUGGGCGAUCAGAUCUUGUUCCGAUUUAGCAAGGCGUCAUGAAUUACUUAUUAACGCUUACAUUUCUAAUUUACCUCAACAUUCAAAAGAUUCUUUAGCAAAUGUUCAAAUAAAUAUUAAGGCUGCUCAACGUACUUCCGCUUUUGAUUAUGCUAGUUUUUUGAAACAUUUGAAAUUAUCUUCUUUUGGUAGUUCCGUUAAAUUCUGGAUUGAUCGUUCCCUUAAAAAUGGUAUCAUUAAUCAUGACUCUCAGCAAAUGAUUCAUUAUCUUAUUGUUGAACAUGUAACAAAACUUUUACUCACAAGAUCAUCAAGUCUACGUAGCUUAGAUCUAAGAUAUUGUGAUGAUGAAAUGCUUGAUUGUCUGGAAAUUCUGGCUAGUGUUCUUGAAAACACUACCGAAGCCCUUGAUUGUCUUAUAUAUCUUAAAGAUUUCAAGUAUAGUGGAAGUAAUCAAGUAAUGCCUAGAAUUUUUGCUUCUCUUACCUCAAAAUGUCAAAAUAUAAAGCAAUUGG
Molecule: messenger RNA, 661 nt
Organism: Ambispora leptoticha
Lineage: Eukaryota; Fungi; Glomeromycota; Glomeromycetes; Archaeosporales; Ambisporaceae
Source: the annotation of a GenBank genome assembly